This is a messenger RNA of Entrophospora candida, 201 nucleotides long. Lineage: Eukaryota; Fungi; Glomeromycota; Glomeromycetes; Entrophosporales; Entrophosporaceae. The record is from the annotation of a GenBank genome assembly.
AUGGGUUUACAUUGGCCUCCGCAACGACAAAUUUCUCUACCAGGGAUAUUACUACAUGGACAACAUAUACCAUUACGAGAACGACAGCUGAUCUUACACGCAAAGGUACCAAAAUUACAAGAAGUAACAUCACGUUUCGCUAAAACUUGUCCAUCUUCACUAGUUGGAAUCGCCGAAGCAGUAGCAAUGACAAGGACGAAA